Messenger RNA from Neltuma alba, 1249 nucleotides. RefSeq lists its product as uncharacterized. NCBI's taxonomy places the organism in Eukaryota, Viridiplantae, Streptophyta, Magnoliopsida, Fabales, Fabaceae. The record is from RefSeq and is a predicted model, not a curated record. The transcript is spliced from 11 exons. Bases 26 to 1057 code for a protein of 343 amino acids. Gene Ontology annotation, molecular function: catalytic activity.
ACUGACGCCCUCGCCAUUCGCAGCCAUGCUUGCUCUUGCUCUUCUUGCCCUCCCUUCUGCUGCGCUGCCGACUGCGCCGACGAGACGCCCGCCUCUUCCGACGCGCUUCGCCGUUGUCGCUCAUGGAUUUCCUUCUUUUCUCCCCAAGCAAGUUCAACAAAUCAAAGAUCCCUUCGCUAGGAACUUCGCUCUGAGGAUUCAGCGACUUCCCGUUCCUGUUAACUUCUCAGAAAAUCCCAUCAUGAGUAGUUGCGUGAAGCCAAAGAUGCGGAACAAGGCAAAUCCAAUAGUUCUUCUGCACGGUUUUGACAGCUCAUGUUUAGAAUGGAGAUAUGCCUAUCCAUUGAUUGAAGAAGCUGGUUUUGAGACCUGGGCCAUUGACAUUCUUGGUUGGGGUUUCUCUGAUUUAGAAAAUCUUCCCUUUUGCGACGUGGCAUCCAAGCGCCACCAUUUCUAUCAGUUUUGGAAAUCCUACAUCAGCAGGCCAAUGAUAUUGGUAGGCCCAAGCCUUGGCUCUGCUGUUGCCAUUGACUUUGCCGCCAAUCAUCCAGAAGCUGUGGAAAAGCUUGUUUUGAUUGAUUCCAGUGUAUAUGCAGAGGGAACAGGACAGCUAGCAACCUUACCUAGGGCGGCAGCUUAUGCUGGGGUAUACCUAUUGAGGAGCAUCCCUCUGCGCUUAUAUGCGACCUAUUUGACCUUCUCUGACGUAUCAUUUCGUACCAGUCUCGACUUGGCUAGUGUGGGUCGCUUGCAUUGUUUAUUGCCUUGGUGGGAGGAUGCUACGGUAGAUUUCAUGGCCAGUGGUGGUUAUAAUGUUGCUUCUCUGAUAAAAGAGGUAAAGCACAAAACUCUCAUCAUUUGGGGCGAGAAUGAUCGCAUCAUCAGCAAUAAGCUUGCAGUGCGACUGCAUUCUGAGUUACCUAAUGCAAUUUUACGCCAAAUACCGAAUUGUGGCCAUCUCCCUCAUCUUGAAAGGCCUGGUUCAGCGGUCAAAUUGAUUCUUGAGUUUGUUCAGAGAGAAACCAACAUGGUAAAUCACUGUGUUUCGCACAUAUGAAGGUAAUUGGAGGCUUCUCUUUGGCUAUUUAUUUAUUUAGUUGGGGUAUGAAAGAUAGGAACAAUAGAUGCGAUCACAAAAGUUUAAAAUGGCCUGGAAAUAGCUAUAUGGAUUAGUAUACAGCUGGGUGUGGAAACCCUAUAUAUGUUGCAUGAACCGAUCCUUUGUGAAUGUUAAUAUAAUAUAGAAUUC